Molecule: messenger RNA, 6583 nt
Organism: Cloeon dipterum
Lineage: Eukaryota; Metazoa; Arthropoda; Insecta; Ephemeroptera; Baetidae
Gene: Mcr
Product: macroglobulin complement-related
Exons: 22
Coding region: 224-5269 (1681 amino acids)
Cellular component (GO): extracellular region
Molecular function (GO): endopeptidase inhibitor activity; protein binding
Source: RefSeq, a predicted model, not a curated record
GCUGGCAUCAGCCGCGGCCGCACACGCAGCCCCGUGGGCCCAGCACCGCCAGCUUCACUUCACUUCUCGUCCUCCUGCCGCCGUUUUGUGAUCGAAUCUCGGCUUCUUCCGCCGCCGCUGCUCAUCGCGUUAAUCAGCAGUCGAGUGCGUGACUGGACAUUAAGCCAGGUGUAUGGCGCAGACUUGAGUGCGGUGCGGGUUUGUGCUACGGGAUCGCAGCGCAAUGAAUCUCGUGAUCGCACCUUUGGCGAUUCUGCUGCUCAUUUCGAGCCCGGCAGUGGCGCAGCGACAGAACCAGAGGCAGGAAUCGCAAAGGGAAAGUACUGACACGUCCAUAUAUAACAAAGAGGAUGUGUCUCGCAACAAUAUUGACAGCAACAACCUCCACAUUGAGGACGCGAGCUACUUUAUUGUGGCCAGCAGAGUUGUGCGCCCAGGUCACCUGUACAGAUUGGCGGUGACCAUUUUGCGUAGCGCCCUCCCCGUCACGGUGAAGGCCACAAUCCAGCGCAACGGCGUGGAGGUGGCAGCGGCAAGACAAAUUGCCGCCAUCGGAGUGACUGAGUCCCUGGCCUUGCGGGUGCCGCCCACCAGCGUCAAGGGGCACUAUCGCCUCAGGGUUGAGGGCAUUCUUGAUGACAUGCUGGGUGGAAUCUUCUUUCGCAAUGACACUGCCCUGGAGUUCUCGCCUAGGUCCAUGACCAUUUUUAUUCAGACUGACAAACCCGUCUACAUUCAAGGACAAACAGUUCGCUUCCGUGUGGCGCCAAUCACAACUGAGCUGAAAGGGUUUAAUGAUGCUGUUGAUGUCUUCAUGCUCGAUCCGCACAGAACCAUCAUGAAGAGAUGGCUGUCAAGACAGUCCAACUUGGGAACAGUCAGCUUGGAAUACCAACUGAGCGACCAGCCCAUCUUUGGAGAUUGGAUUAUCAGGGCUGAGGCGCAGGGCAUGAUUGAGGAGGCAAGCUUCACAGUCAACGAGUAUUACCAGACGCGUUUUGAGGUGAACGUAACGAUGCCUGCCUUCUUCCUCGAGUCUGAUGGCUACAUCUACGGAUCAGUGAUGGCAAACUACACAAGUGGAGCUCCUGUCUAUGGAAACCUCACCCUGAAAGCCACAAUCACGCCAAUAUUGCGCAAUGGUAUUGGCAAGCAGCAAGAAUUUAACACAACAAGAAACACACCUGGCUACAGGGUCUUCAGAGAGGAGCAGCCAGUCGAAAAAUUCUUCACUUUCAAGGAAGAUUUUCCUUUCUGGUACGACACUCCUGCUUUUAUUGAUGAUGAGAGAGAAGUGCCUCAACUGAAACACUUUUAUGGAAUCCACAAUUUCCGAUACCCCAUGGCUGACUUGCACAGAUUUGUGUCAUCACUUUCUGGAAUGGAAAUAAGAAUAACAGCAUCAGUUGGUGAACGAUUUCUGGACGAAAUCGUGACUGGAUACUCAACGGCCAGGAUUUACAACUCGACCCUGAAGGUCACUUUCCUUGGAGGAAGCCCGCAGGUGUUUCGGCCGUCAAUGCCAUUCCAUUGCUAUGUAGCCGUCUCAUAUCACGACAAUACACCGCUUGAUUUGGAGCGAUUGAAGAAGAGUAAGAUGGAAAUCAGUGCAGAAGUUGUAAUGAGGACUGGUGGCCGAAGGUCGCUGGAAACGCAGCUAGUGAAAAUGUCAUCUGAGAAGCCUGGAAUCUUCUCUUUGAAGAUUGAUUUGCGCAGUCAGCUUGGAGGUGAUGAUGCUAAUGAAAGGCGAUUACGAGAGAUGCUGAAUGAUGUCGCUAGCUUGAAGCUGACUGCAAAUUUCAAGGACUCAAAAGACGGGUUCAGAACCACUGCAGAACUCACUGCUGUCAGCCACUGGUCACCCAACAACCAGCAUCUCAAAGUGUUCACGUCCACUAAGAACGCUAAGGUUGGAGAGUACCUGAUCCUGCACGUGCAGAGCAACGCCAUUUUAGACAGCUUCUCUUAUGUUGUAAUUGCCAAAGGUGUUGUUUUGUACGCAAGCCAGGAGAAAAUGCUGUCAACCGUACACACCUUGGCACUCACCAUCAGUCCAGAAAUGGCGCCGUCAGCAACUGUGCUAGUUUACCACCCCGCGAGCAGAGGUGUCGCGCUUGCAGACUCGCUCACCUUCCCCGUGGAUGGCAUUUCCAGGAACAAUUUCACUGUAUUUGUCAACAACCGCAAAGCUCGCACUGGACAGGUAGUUGAGAUCGCCAUCUAUGGAGAGCCGGGUUCUUAUGUCGGUCUGGCCGCCAUGGACCGCGCCUUCUAUGCCAUGCAGUCCCCCAACCAAAUUUCCUUUACUAAGUCUUUGCAGCAAAUGUCGCUCUUUGACUUGGAAAUGGAAGGAACAAGUCCUUUGUUGCAUGCUUGGGUUUCGCAUGAGGGUAACCCAGAUGAACUGCACCACUUCCCCUCCAGUUCAAGAGGAAUAGACGCCAAUGCCACCUUUGAGACCUCUGGUUUGAUAGUUUUCUCUGACCGAGACCUCCCCCUGCGGCCGUCUAUCUGCAACGCCACACAGGGUUAUCUGCCCUGCCUGACUGGUCAGGGUGGAAGGUCUGGUGGAUGCUUCAAGGUUACCCAGAAGUGUGACGGCCGCUCAGACUGCUCUGACGGAACCGACGAGUCCUACUGCCCAAAAUUGGUGGCUAGCGCGGCUGAAGACCUACGCAAGUUCAGAGCCACUAGGUUCAGCAUGACUCAAAAGCAGAUGGACAACGUCUGGCUAUGGACUGAUGUUAACAUCGGGCCUCACGGACGGGAGCUUUUCAACAUUCCAGUUCCCUCCGUGCCUGCCCAUUGGAUGGUUUCCGCCUUCUCUGUCAGCCCCACUGUUGGAUAUGGAGUUCUUAAUAAGGCUGUCGAGUAUUUUGGUGUGGUUCCCUUCUCGAUGAUUGUGGAGAUGCCAAAGCAGUGCAGACAAGGAGAACAAGUCGGCGUCAGAGUAGUUGUCUUUAAUUAUCAGCAUGUUGACAUUGAAGCAACAGUAGUCCUCAACUCUUCUCCUGACUACAAGUUUGUCCACGUUGAAGCUAACGGCAUUGUCAACUCAUACAGCCCUAGAACCUCACAUGGAGAGCACCAGUUCUUUGUGUUCAUCAGGGCACACGACGCAGCCAUUGUGAUGGUUCCCAUUGUGCCAACCAGGCUGGGCGACAUCGAAGUGUCAAUUUACACAACCACUCUGAUGGGCAUGGACAAAGUAACGAGAAGCAUCCACGUGGAGGCAGAUGGUCUGCCGCAGUACAGGCAUCACUCGAUUCUGCUUGACCUGCGGAACAGGGCCUAUGUUGUGCAAUACUUGCACGUGAAUGUGACGGAAACGCCUAUCAUUCCCUAUGAGGAAUCUCGUUACUAUGUUUUUGGCUCAAACAAGGCCUCAGUGUCUGUGGUGGGAGAUGUGAUGGGUGCCAUUUUUCCCACUAUGCCCAUGAACGCAACCUCCGUUCUCAACCUGCCGUUGGAUUCUGCUGAACAGAGCAUGUUUGGCUUAGCAGCUCAUGUGUACACCACCUAUUACAUGCGCUUCAUCAACCAGAGGAAUAAGACUAUUGAAAAACAGUCAUUCCACCAUCUAAAUGUUGGCUAUCAAAGAAUGCUCUCAUUUAGAAAUCAGGAUGGAAGCUUCAGCCUCUUCCGAUCUGACUGGAAUCACUCUUCGCCCAGUGUCUGGGUCACUGCCUAUUGUGCCAAAAUUUUCCAAGAACUGUCUUUCAAUGAGUGGGAAAACUUCAUCUUCAUUGAUCCUACUGUUAUUGAUGGCGCUGUUCGCUAUGUCCUGAACCAUCAAACCGUGGAAGGAUCGUUCUGGGAGGUCACCUGGCUGCCUGAUCGUAAGGUGAACGCGUCGCUGCAGUGGCCUAAUGAUGAAAUUGGACAAAGAAACAUUACCUUAACAGCGCACGUGCUGAUUAUGUUGGAAAAAGUUAAAUCGCAGACAGGGGGACUUGGAGCACUUGCAUCUCUCGCACAAAGGAACGCGGUUCAAUGGUUGGAGCGGAACCUGAAGCUUUUGAAGGACCAUGGGAAACCAUAUGAGGUCGCUGUUGUCACCUAUGCACUUCUUGUUUCCAAAUCAUCUCAAUCCGAAGCUGCCUUUCAAAUCCUGAAUUCACAUGCCAGACAUGAAGGUGGAUUACUUUACUGGGGCAGAGAAGUUGUACCGCAGCCUCCAUUCAAAAUGGAGAACCAAAAGCCUUUCCUCCUUCCACGAUUGCCAUACAAAUACGACUCUGAAAACAUUGAGACCACAGCGUGGGCGCUAAUGACGUACGUUGCAAGACAGGAACUGUUGGUUGAUCCCAUCGUCAAGUGGCUCAACUCACAGCGACUGUUUGACGGCGGCUGGGCUUCCACUCAAGACACUGCUGUCGCUAUGGAGGCUCUAAUCGCCUACGCGGAUUCGUCUCGCCUCAGAGAUGUGUCAACACUGACUGUUACUGUGGAAGCCACGUCUCUUCCUGGUAAAACCAAAGUUCUACAAGUGCGCACCAAUAACAUCGCAGAUCUGCAGAAAAUUGAUAUUCCGGAGGCGUGGGGUACAGUGAAAAUCCAAGCCAAGGGCGCCGGUUACGCCAUCCUGCAGAUGAGCGUGCAGUACAAUGUGGACAUGGAGCGUUUCCAGACCGCGCCGCCUGUGCCCGCCUUUGACUUGACCACCAAAGUGCAGUUCCACGGCCGGAACCAGUCUCACAUCACAUAUCGAUGCUGCCAGAGGUGGACACUGACUGAUGAGAGCCCCAGGUCUGGCCUAGCUGUCCUGGAGGUUGCGGUGCCCACGGGCUACAUCGUCCAGCAACAGAACCUCGACGCCUACGUCCAGUGGCUGUCUUAUGAGGCACGCAAGGACUACGUUCAUUCCAACCUGCGACCCAUCGGCCGCGGACAUCAACCCAAAGAGCUGCAGUCCCACCGCCUCCAGAGGGCCAGGUUCACCGACACCAAGGUCUACUUCUACUUCAAUUACCUUGACAAUGACUACACCUGUAUCAAUUUCACGCUGGAGAGGUGGUUCCCUGUGGCCAACAUGUCAAGAUACCUGCCAAUCAGAGUUUACGACUACUAUGCACCUGAGCGCUUCAACGAAACAAUUUUCGAUGCCCUGUCAACCUAUGUGCUCAACAUUUGCGAGGUGUGCGCCUCCAGCCAAUGUCCGUACUGUCCAAUUUACAAUGCAGCCGUCCACGUGGCGACCAGCCUUCCGUUUGUGGCGCUCAUCUCGCUCUGCAUGCUGCUGAUCUGGAACACCAGAGACCCGCUCUGAGGUCUCCAUGCUAUUUUUUAAUUUCGGGCAGCAGGGUUAUCCGCAUUAUUUACAGAUUAUUUUUGUCAAAUCUGGUUGUGCUCAGCAGCUAAUUCAUUGGUUAGUGCCCUGCCUCCCGAAAAGUUUGUAUGCUGCCUUUCAUAGAUAAAUAUCGAAUCAGUCGUCCUUGGCGUGAUCCGUAUCACGACGUCAAGUUAAUAGUGUUUAGUCCUGAGUUGUUUUCACGUUUUGCAAUAUCUUGUGAUAUUCAGCAGUUCUCAUUGUGGAAACGUUGAUCAGACUUUGCAGCCUUUUUUUCGAAUUUAAUAUAUGAGUCUUCAAAGAACCCCAUUAAAAUUUUUCUUGAAAUUUUUAGGUAGCCUUUUUAAAGUCACGCGUGUGAUUAAACGAUUUUCUCUGCCGCCUAAAGUAAUACAACAUUAUUUUUACAUAUUUAUCUUUGUUCAUUUUUUUAAGUCAUACCGCAUUUCUUCAAGAGAAUGUUUAUUGAGAUUGCUGGUGCAAAGUUUCGUCUUCUAAAUUGCUGUAUUAACGUAAUUUGAAGCCAAGAAUCUCUAAAGUUUGUGCAAAACUCAGGGACUUCCAGUUGGAUUAUUCUGUCCCACCUCCAAGAGAAAGAUUUUGUCCAUUGUAAAAUAUCAAUAAGCCAAUUUUUAGGCGCAGCUACUGAAAGCAAUACAUUUAUGAAGGGAGAGAUUUUAUACAGAUUUAUAAAAUUGCGAGAGUUAACAUAUUAAUUAUUACUGUUUAAGCAGUAGGGAAAUAUCAGAUUGUAAGCUUAGUCCACAUUUAUAACUUUACCGUCCAUGUUUGAGUACAAGAAGAAAUCCAGGCUUGAGAAGAAGGUUUAAUAACCACUCACUCUCCUUGAGACUUAAUUACAAUGUACUGCUUGAAAAGAUCUUGCAAGUUGGAUUUGUCUUCUUGUACUUUAGUCGCCAUCUUGUUCUCUUUGUGAAUAGAGAAGAUAUUAUUUUUGUUUGGAAUUCUUGUGUACAUUUUUGACAUGCACAGAACUAACCUUACCUCCAUUGUAAGAUACUAUCUCGUAAGUUUGUUGAUCCUUUAGGACUUUAUUUACACUAUUCAAUUUCUAUAAAAUAGAUAACUGUGCAUAGGAAAUCAUUUGAAUGGUAUUAUUUCGUGGAAUCUAUUGGUUAAUAUAAAGACAAAAAUUAUAUCACUGGCGGAAUUGCUCAAAGUGUUCAAAACUGUCUAGAGUUAAAAUUGUUGAUCCGUUUUUCAAACCGACUGUAGUUUGCAUCAAGAAUACUUGUGUAUUGAAAUAAAUUUUCUUAUAAAAAGUCGACACAA